This is a messenger RNA of Gongylonema pulchrum, 330 nucleotides long. The record is from the annotation of a GenBank genome assembly. NCBI's taxonomy places the organism in Eukaryota, Metazoa, Nematoda, Chromadorea, Rhabditida, Gongylonematidae.
AUGCAGAGGCAAACAAAGGGUAAGUACGGUAAAGAUGGGAAAGAUCGAUUCACCUACACCCAGGCACUGGUGUUCGUGCAGUGUGCUGUGAAUAUGGCAUUUGCAUAUGCACUGAGGGGAAAAAGCAGGGACAACGUGCCCGGGCGGAUGUAUGCAUCGAUGGCGAUGAGCUACCUGUUGGCAAUGAUGGCAAGCAAUCAUGCGCUGCAGUACAUCCCAUAUCCAACACAGAGAAAAAAUGUAACUAAUUUUACUGAAAAAAAUGCAACCGAUAAGGACGGCAUGGAACUGAGCCGCCAGAAGCAGCACAAAGCGGUCCUCACCCAAUAA